Messenger RNA from Humulus lupulus (European hop), 1012 nucleotides. RefSeq lists its product as uncharacterized. Bases 297 to 866 code for a protein of 189 amino acids. The transcript has 3 exons. The record is from RefSeq and is a predicted model, not a curated record. Lineage: Eukaryota; Viridiplantae; Streptophyta; Magnoliopsida; Rosales; Cannabaceae. Gene Ontology annotation, molecular function: DNA binding.
AAUCUUAAUCCUAUCUACGUUUCCAUUUUAGUAGUAUAUUUUUCACUAAAUCGAACUAGUUUCAUUAGAGUUAGUUCUACCAGUUGCUUUGGUUUGGUUAUUCAUAUGGUUCUGUCUUGUGCCUAGUCUAACUCAUAUGUAGGCUUCUCACUAGUUUAUCAACAGCGUUUAUCAUGUUCUUCUUACUCAAAUUCCUCAACCCACUUUGCUGAUUCUCUACUGUUUAUCGCUAUUAGAGCAUUGAAGAACAUCUUGGAGUAGCUCUCACAAAGUUGGGCGACUAAAGGUAAAAAAAAAUGGAUGAAAUUGAAAAUGAGAGUUACUCACCCUCUACCUUAGAUCUACCCAUUGACCUCGAAAUUGAAACUACUGAUAUUGAAACUGAAAAGGGGAAAAAUAGGAUAAAACGGAAAGUUAGGCUACAAUCAGAUGUUUGGAAACACUUUACUAUGAUUGAAGGGGGUGAUCCAAUGGAUCCUAGGGCUGCAUGUAAUUACUGUGGGAAAGGUUAUGCUGCUGACCAUAGGAAACAUGGCACUAGUAGUAGUGGCUUGUGGAAUCACUACAACCAUCAUUGUGUACAAAAUUCAAAUAAGGGAGAUGGAAGUGAAGAGAAAGAAUUUGAACCAAAGAAAGAAGAGGGUGAUUUGGUUGACAUGCCAUUGACUGAAGAAGCUUGCAGGCAUGCUGUUGCGCAGUACAUAGCAUCAGAGAAGUUGCCAUAUAGUAUUGUAGAGGGUCAGGGAUUUAGGCAGUUCAUUCAGACUUUCUUACCCAAUUUUGAGUUCUCUAGCGCCACAGUUGCUAGAGAUAUUUGCCAGUUGCAUUUGGACAAGGGGGAAAAUAAGAAAGAUUCUGAAGAAUGAAAGGGAUUCCACUUAAAAAUACCACAUGUAUUUUAAUUAAAAAUGUUAUUUUACAUGUGUAUCAUUUCAUACUGGCUAGAUAGUGAAUGCAAGUUGCAGAAGAUGAUUAUUAUUCUCUCUAUUGCUUUUUUAUUUUUUAUUUUCCA